AUGCCAUUGCUGUCUCAGCAUACAGUGCAACAGUUGGUGCCAGGGAGCAUUGCUGCCGAAUGCGAUUAUCCCUUGGCCAGUGCAAAACGCAACGUCGAGUUUCAUACUUUAUUUCGUUCUGUACCGGAGCUUGACCCAUUGAUCGAAUUCUACAAGUGUGCAUUGCACAAAGAAAUACUGCUGCAAGGUCACAUCUAUAUCACAGAACAUCACCUUUGCUUCAAUGCUAAUAUCUUUGGCUGGGUCACCAACCUCGUGAUCGCAUUCUCUGAAAUCACUAGCAUUGAGAAACGGAUGACGGCUAUGAUUAUUCCCAACGGCAUCCAGGUGUCUACGAUUCAUGCAAAGCAUGUUUUCGCAUCCUUUAUGUCGCGUGACAUGGCUUUUGACCAAAUGUACAAAGUAUGGCAAAAGCAUCACGACACAGGCAAACCACAAACCCUGCAGCCUCGCAACCACAGCGAUUUCUCGCUUAAACGGCACGAUGACGACGACGACGACCUGCUGUCCGAGUCGGGCACUGCGACAGAUAUAUCAUCGUCAUUAUCAGUGGAUGAUGAAGAGGGUUCUGACGAAGCCAUCGUGAAAACGCCUAAAUGCAAAUGUGACAGCCAUCUAGGCCAAGUUGCGCUGGAUUCGACAUACAAAGGCACAGUGGAGGUUAUGCAUGAAUUGCUUUUUCAGACCAAUUUUUUCCCAAAGGCAAUGAAAAAAUACGAAGGGUGUCACGGUAAUUGA
Messenger RNA from Zychaea mexicana, 738 nucleotides. RefSeq names its product GRAM domain-containing protein. Gene Ontology annotation, cellular component: endoplasmic reticulum-plasma membrane contact site; plasma membrane; endoplasmic reticulum membrane. The coding region runs from base 1 to 738 and encodes 245 amino acids. The transcript has 4 exons. Gene Ontology annotation, biological process: intracellular sterol transport. NCBI's taxonomy places the organism in Eukaryota, Fungi, Mucoromycota, Mucoromycetes, Mucorales, Lichtheimiaceae. The record is from RefSeq and is a predicted model, not a curated record. Gene Ontology annotation, molecular function: sterol transfer activity; sterol binding.